Trypanosoma cruzi is the source of this 225-nucleotide messenger RNA. Its product is annotated as cytochrome c oxidase copper chaperone, putative. The transcript has a single exon. Lineage: Eukaryota; Euglenozoa; Kinetoplastea; Trypanosomatida; Trypanosomatidae. The record is from RefSeq and is a predicted model, not a curated record. Gene Ontology annotation, molecular function: copper chaperone activity; copper ion binding. Gene Ontology annotation, cellular component: mitochondrial intermembrane space. Bases 1 to 225 code for a protein of 74 amino acids.
AUGGCGGCGGGGAAGGAGGUGGCGGCGAAACAGUCGGCCGGGCCUCCAGGCUGUAAAAUAUGCUGUGCAUGCCCCGCAGAGCGAAGAGCGCGUGACGAGUGCGUUAUUCUUAAGGGCGUUGAUGCCUGUAAGGAUCAAGUGGAAGCAUUUUAUGCGUGUCUUUUGCGCGAGGGAUUCACUGAAGAGGAUGUGAACAGCUUGCGGAAAAGCGCAAAAAGCUUUUAG